Mizuhopecten yessoensis (Yesso scallop) is the source of this 2856-nucleotide messenger RNA. RefSeq lists its product as uncharacterized. The record is from RefSeq and is a predicted model, not a curated record. Bases 805 to 1710 code for a protein of 301 amino acids. The transcript has 2 exons. NCBI's taxonomy places the organism in Eukaryota, Metazoa, Mollusca, Bivalvia, Pectinida, Pectinidae.
GAUCAGACACAACGGGGGAGUGUCGAUUCAAAACAUACACAUUGUCUUACGGAAAAUAACGGAUCCAAGGAAACGGCGUAUUUGAGCGAUUUAUGCGUUCAAUAUUUGUAGUUACAAGUGCGAUACAUCCCACAACGUAUGUGAUAUAAUUAAUUCAUCUUGGCUGCUGGAAUGUGGCGUAGAUGCACGUGCACUGGGAUGUCACACUGGAAUAUAGAUACAUCAUACAGCAUUGCAACUUGUGUGUGUUGUAAGGUCGUUAUUACUUAGUGAUGUGAUAUUCUUUACGGUAUUGCAAUAACGACCUUUGACCUCGUGGUUAUAUGUGGAUAUUGACACGUUUUACACGUGCAAUUAUCUCAGCAUCAUUGAGACCCUACGUGUACGGCUUCCGGAACCAUCCUCACAGUGGCAAACUCAUAAAACGGUCAUUUUUGACACAACAUGUUGAGAGUUCACAAGACAGAGCAAAUUAUACAUAUAUACACAAGUUGACGUGAAGGGAGUGGUGUGUUACUAACCAUUGGGUCGCUAUAGAACCGAUAGAGAGGCACACAAUAUGUUACAGGAAUGUUAACACGUAGAAAUCACGAGCAGACACAUGACACAAGAAAUUACGCGCAUGCAUGUCUUGUACAUCGCCAUUUUACCGUUCUGAGUAGUGAUAUAGAUAAGUGUCUCUCGUCUAGAUAGUCUGCUGGAAUAUUUAGUGUUGACUCGAAGAAGCCUCGAAGAAUGGAUUUGGUACUCAAUGUGUUAUAAGCCUGGCGUAAAGGGACUCACAAAGUAGCAAAACAGGGCGCGAUGCCAUCGACAAUGCCAGGGAGUUUAUACAAACGUAUACCUAAAACGCAAAUUGUGUCUGCGUUCCGGUCCCCGUGUCCCAUCACCGGCAUUAGUCCCGACAGAGAGGGCGGGGCGUGGAUAUGUGACUAUGCCAGCAAGAACGUCAGAUACAUUGAUCACAACGGAGAGGUCAAGGUCAUCAUAGGUUACGGCGUUAACAUCAAGGACGUCGAUGUUUCCCCGACCACACAGAACCUCUGGGCAUGCUCACACGAGGACCACAGCAUCAUGGAGUGCACAGAGGAAACUCCGUCCAUUCGUUUCCAGACCGACUACAGACCGUAUAGUGUAUGUGUCACAUUAGAUGAACAAGUCAUCGUAGGCAUGGAAAAACGUGUAACAAAAUACAGCACGAACGGUAAAAUUUUACUCUCUACCUCUGCAAGCUCGUCACUAAGUUGUCUGCCCUUGUUUUGUAGACCGGCGCGUUUUAAGGGCUCGUGUGUAUGCACACCACACAGGAUCUCGGAAUGUCACAUGACCCGAAACUUUGCCGUGGUCGAUUUGGAUUGGUCAGAUGAUGGCGGGAACGAUAGGCCAUAUGUGCUUGUUAUGAACAAGAAUUUCCAAGAGUUGUUUCGAUACCAUGGAAACACCCCAAGGGACGUAACGGUGAGGGGUGAAACGAAUUCGUUUUAUCCCUGUGACGCAAGAUAUGACAGUGACGGAUGUCUUGUGAUUGGUGAUACGGACAAUCGCUGUAUCCACCUUCUGACCGGACAUGGUCAGUACCUCAGACUCAUACAUACCGACAGAGUGUUUCCUCGGGCACUGGGAUUGAACGAGCAUAACGUAUUGUGGUCUGUGUUCGGUGUAUUGGGGGAGGGAGACGUCAAACUCAUGUUGUACAAUAGAACCGAAUGACGUCACGUAAAGACGUCACGCCGCUGUUGUUACAAUGACACUUGUGUGAAAGCCCUUGUUAGGUGUUCGGCUUAACUCCUAUUGCUCGAGACCACACCUACGUGUAGGACUUAUUGAUAAAGUGCGCGAAGUUACUUCUCAGUGAAUUAUGUAACAUAUAAGAGAGUGACGUCACACCUCAGUGACCGACGUAACACACGACCUAGUGGUGGACAUGCAUGUGUGCGAUUCCUUAAAGCUACUGUGAUAUUGUGUCAAUGAUCAGAAUCGUCACGGACCACUAAUGGAACAGGUCUCAGAACCGUCACGGACCUCUAAUAGUACAUGUCUCAGAACCGUCACGGAGCUCUAAUAGUACAGGUCUCAGAACCGUCGCGGACCACUAAUAGUACAGGCCUCAGAACCGUCACGGACCAGUAAUGGAACAGGUCUCAGAUCCGUCACGGACCUCUAAUAGUACAGGUCUCAGAACCGUCACGGACCACUCAUAGUACAGGUCGUGACUUUGUCGAGAUAGCAUCUGUAAGAAAUAUACAACAAUACCUGUAUUCUAUUAUUAUCUACCCCGUUUACUUUGUAUGUCUAUAACUUCAGGGCCCCAUGCCUCCCAAAUGAGUUGUUAUAUAUGAAUGUAUACAUAUAGGAAUUCCUGUCUCACCCGACCAGCAAUCCAUUGAGAAUUGAUGUAAAUCUUCCUGUUUUUGAUCCGAAAACCUGUAUACUGUGGAACUUGUCCAAAUAAAAUUUCAAAUAAAGCGAAAAAUCGUAUACGACACUGCGUGAUGUACAAAUUAACCUGUGGUAUAUGGCAACGUAUACGAUAUUGUCAAUUUAAACAAGUUUCACUUUAAAGGAUCGUCGUAUUUCAUUCUUUAAGAUGUAAGCUUAGAUGAUUGGUCAGUAUUCUGUCUAUUACAGCAACAUUCACUGUAAAAUCUCAAGAUACAUGUAUUUUGCUCCUUACGCUGUCGGUAUGGACAAGUUUCAAUGUAAUGGAUAUACGUACUGUGGUCUUUAUACCAGUUCACACAAGGUUCGCCGCACAUAUUGUCCAUCCAGUAGGAAAUCUCACAGGGGAAUUAUGCAUAUUGUUUUCUAUGUAUGAAUGGACAUAUAUAUAUGUUUUAUAAAAAAAAAUCCAUUUCC